Messenger RNA from Zalophus californianus (California sea lion), 4543 nucleotides. It is a transcript of the gene FAR1, whose product is annotated as fatty acyl-CoA reductase 1. The record is from RefSeq and is a predicted model, not a curated record. Gene Ontology annotation, molecular function: alcohol-forming very long-chain fatty acyl-CoA reductase (NADP+) activity. Lineage: Eukaryota; Metazoa; Chordata; Mammalia; Carnivora; Otariidae. Gene Ontology annotation, biological process: long-chain fatty-acyl-CoA metabolic process. Bases 163 to 1719 code for a protein of 518 amino acids. The transcript is spliced from 12 exons. Gene Ontology annotation, cellular component: peroxisome.
GCGUGCCACUACCCGUCCGCUCUUCAGCAGCCGGUCGGGGGUGGUGGAGGAGCGAGUGAGGAGAGCGCGGCGGCGGCGGCGGCGGCGGCGGAGGCGGCGGCGGAGCCAUCACUGGACGGCCAGGGGGAAAGCGAGGCCCGAGCUUCUGCGUCUAGGAUCAGAAUGGUUUCAAUCCCAGAAUACUAUGAAGGCAAGAAUGUCCUCCUCACUGGAGCUACCGGUUUCCUAGGGAAGGUACUUCUGGAAAAGUUGCUGAGGUCUUGUCCUAAGGUGAAUUCAGUGUAUGUUUUGGUGAGGCAGAAAGCUGGACAGACACCCCAGGAGCGAGUAGAAGAAGUUAUUAGUGGCAAGCUCUUUGACAGAUUAAGAGAUGAAAAUCCAGAUUUUAGAGAGAAAGUUAUAGCAAUCAACAGUGAACUCACCCAACCAAAACUGGCUCUUAGUGAAGAAGAUGAAGAGAUCAUCAUAGAUUCUAUCAAUAUUAUAUUCCACUGUGCAGCUACAGUGAGGUUUAAUGAAAAUUUAAGAGAUGCUGUUCAGUUAAAUGUGAUUGCUACACGCCAGCUUAUUCUCCUUGCACAACAAAUGAAGAACCUGGAAGUAUUCAUGCAUGUAUCAACAGCAUAUGCCUACUGCAAUCGAAAGCAUAUUGAUGAAGUAGUCUACCCACCUCCUGUGGAUCCCAAGAAGCUGAUUGAUUCUUUAGAGUGGAUGGAUGAUGGCCUAGUAAAUGAUAUCACACCGAAGUUGAUAGGAGACAGACCUAAUACAUACAUAUACACAAAAGCAUUGGCAGAAUAUGUUGUACAACAAGAAGGAGCAAAGCUAAAUGUGGCAAUUGUAAGGCCAUCGAUUGUUGGUGCCAGUUGGAAAGAACCUUUUCCAGGAUGGAUUGAUAACUUUAAUGGACCAAGUGGUCUCUUUAUUGCGGCAGGGAAAGGAAUUCUUCGAACAAUGCGUGCCUCCAACAGUGCCCUUGCAGAUCUUGUUCCUGUAGAUGUAGUUGUCAACACGAGUCUUGCGGCAGCGUGGUAUUCCGGAGUUAAUAGGUAUAUGAGACCAAGAAACAUCAUGGUGUAUAAUUGCACAACAGGCAGCACUAAUCCUUUCCACUGGGGUGAAGUUGGAUAUUAUCUAAGUCAUUCCUUCAAGAUGAAUCCUUUAAACCAAGUGGUCAGGCGCCCCAGUCUUAAGUUUUAUUCCAACAACUUAUUGCUUCAUUAUUGGAAGGGUGUCAGACAUACAGUACCUGCAUUAUUGCUUGAUCUUGCACUCAGGUUGACAGGUCAGGAACCGUGGAUGAUGAAAACAAUAACUCGUCUUCACAAAGCUAUGGUGUUUCUUGAAUAUUUCACAAGUAAUUCUUGGGUUUGGAAUACUGACAAUGUCAAUAUGUUGAUGAAUCAACUAAACCCUGAAGAUAAAAAGACCUUUAAUAUUGAUGUACGGCAGUUACAUUGGGCAGAAUAUAUAGAGAACUACUGCAUGGGAACUAAGAAAUAUGUAUUGAAUGAAGAAAUGUCCGGGCUCCCUGCAGCUAGAAAACAUCUGAACAAGUUGAGGAACAUACGAUACGGUUUCAAUACUAUCCUGGUGAUCCUGAUUUGGCGCAUUUUUAUUGCAAGAUCACAAAUGGCAAGAAACAUCUGGUACUUUGUGGUUAGUCUGUGUUACAAGUUUCUGUCGUACUUCCGAGCAUCCAGCACUAUGAGAUACUGAAGACAAGAAUUUAGCAUUAGAACAUCUAUGCAUAUGGUGGUCUAAAUGCACAAAAUGUAAAAUGUACUUAAGUCAUCUCACCUUUUGUCAAGACAUUAAACCAUCUUAGAUCAGAGUGUGGAGUAAAGUAUGGUACAUUUUAUGUAACAUUUUAAUGUUUAUGCUUAUAAAAAUCUAGUGAACACACUGUGGUUAUGCCAGCUCAAAUCUACAAUAGCCACCAAAACCAUGACUUAACAUUUUGAUCCCUGGGGACAAGGGGUGGGGUGAGGGUAGCAGUGGGGAAAUAGGAACCCUGACCAGUAUAACUGUGCAAUUCUGGAACAUAUUAAUUAAAAUAUGCCUUAACAUUUAGUGAUUUCUAACUCUAAUAUAUAGUGCAGUGGAAAGCAUUUAUUUGGACAGGAAUGCUUAGCUAAGUUGGUAGAUAUUUCAUUCUUCAGUGUUUGAUUUUUUUCAUUGGUUGUAGUGGGUUUUAGUUUUGUUAAAACUGUAGCCAAACUUAUUUUCACAUCAUUCUGUAAGUUAUUGAGUGGUCUCCAAUAUGAAAGACAUGUUCUCAAUUUCCUUUCUCUGAUUAGUGGUCUGAUGCACAUCAUUUUUGUAUAAGCAAUAAGUUGCUUCCAUAAUCAGAAGGCUGUAUGUUAUUCUAAAGACCCUACUGGAUCUAAAUAGGUUUGAGAAUCCAUAUCAACAUACGCUCUGUAUUUUUUGAAGGAAAAUGAGAAUGAAUUCCAUAAGACUAUUACGAUCAAAAAGAAUAGGAAUACAUUUUUCUUGUUCACAUUAUGACCAAAUAAAAAUUAGCCCUGUGAAAUUUUGUUCAUGUUUUGAAGUUGGAGGAUUUCUUGAGACUUUGGCAAAGGGGGGGUGCAGGUGGGGAGGGAGUCACUAUAUUUGUGCUCUCUUCCCUUUAUACAUUUUAUUAACAGGACUUCUAAAAGGCUUGUACAGUCUUUCCAAUGAAAAAUGAAAGUGCUUUAUUAUGGAAGAAUGUAUUUGCAGGUAGUCAUAAUAAGAAGAAAAUGUUCUCACAUGUGUGUAAACACAUACUAAACUUUUGACCUUGAGAGCUGAAUUCCUUCAAGAAAAAUAAAAUAGUGCAUAAAAUAGCAUGUAUAAAAUUAAAUAAAGGACUUUAUUUACAUACCACAUUACUUAAGGUAGCAAACUGUUGAAUGAGUUUCAAGAUAACAUUUAUUUUUUCUGCAUGUAGUUUUAGCUUUGAAAGAAAUGCAUUAUAGAAACAAGUAAUAGCAAGAAAAUUAAUGUAUAUUUUAAUGAUACAUUAUUAUUCCCUUUAAACCUUAAUAGUAGUUAACUGUCCUUACUGUUUUAACAUACAUUUGGUUUGACAGAUUGAUCAGCAUAACUCUUCUAAUUUAGCUGAUCAAGUUGUACUAUAUUUAAAUCAUCAACAGUAUAUCUUGAAUGUGUUUAAUGAGGUCAGUUCACAAUACAAAAAGCCACAUAGAACUUUACAUCUUAAUUUUCUCUGUCAAUUUAAAUGCAAUGUGUAAGAAGUUUAUUUUGUUAUUGUGAAAAAAACUAAAUGUAAAGGAAACCACUUUCUUCCAUGCAGGUGCGUUAUCUUCAAAAGGAAAAAUGCUUCCAUGUUGAAGCCAGAUUUUCUGUAGUAAAACUUUUAAACAUUAUUUUAAAAUAAAUAAAUAUAUAUAUACACACACACACACACACACACACACACACACACACACACACACACACACACACACAUAUAUAUAUAUAUAUAUUUUCUUUGAAAUGAUACUAAGUCUCUGGUCUAGGACCGUACCUUGUGUAAGGUGUGAGAGACCAUGACAGUGUCUGAAAAUGGAAUAAAUGAUGAUGCCUUUAAUUUAAAGUGGCCCACUGAUUAACUCUGGAUGCUCUCUACAUCGAGUACUCCAUCUCUCCAAAUACAUUUCCAUAAUUUGUUGAAAACAGGCUAACAUUUGUAUGAUGUUUAUACUUCUGCUGAAUAUACUUAAAUCAGAUGAAUUGUCUUUGUAUCUUGCAGAAGAAUCAGGUACAACUUUGCCAGGCAUGUGAAGUACAGAGGGGGGUAUGUCUUCUGACCUAUGUCAUUGUUCUUGUAAUUCAAUGUAAAGAAAUGCUAGCUGGGACAGGUGCUGAGGCCACUGCAUUAAUGUUGUGUGUUUGUUUAGAAUUCUGUUUUCAGAAGAAACUAAUGAAUAAAUUAAUAUGUGAUUUUAGAACUUAGUUCUAAAAUUAAUAUGAAGAGUAUAUAGGUUGUUAAUCCCCACCAACGAGACUUUAAGCUUAACUCAAAGAUUUUGGAACUCAUUUUUUUGUGUGUCAUUUGCUAGACAUGGUUUUUAGUUAUGUUUGAUUUUAUUUUCUACAUGAACUCAGUUUUUAACAUGAUAACCUAAUUAAAUUUAAUAUUUCAUUUAAUUCAUUUGCUAAAGCCAUACAGUAAAACAUUUGGUUUUUUUCCCCCACUAUUCACUCUUGAUUCUAUGCUUUUGUCAAUUGUGACAUCAUUUGUGGCUAUAUUGCAGUUUGACUUGGCAACAUUGAUAUGUUUUAAAGCUCAACAAAGAAGCAUGGCAAUACGCUCUUUGACUAAAGAAUGGUAUAAACAUGGUAUAAAAAUGGUAAUAAAGCUUGGAAGCAGGGAGGAAAAAAAUCUUAUUUCUCCCCUUUUUUUGUGUGUGUCUGUAGGAACUGGUUCAGGGUUUUUUGCUUUUUGUUUUAAAUGUAAAUUGAUAAUCUUUUAUAAGAAGUAAAUAGAAGCAUUAUUGGGUGCCUUUGUUUGUAAACCAAAAAGUAAUAAAUGAAUCCCUAUAUUUCCAUUAUA